Molecule: messenger RNA, 234 nt
Organism: Colletotrichum destructivum
Lineage: Eukaryota; Fungi; Ascomycota; Sordariomycetes; Glomerellales; Glomerellaceae
Exons: 2
Coding region: 1-183 (60 amino acids)
Source: RefSeq, a predicted model, not a curated record
AUGUGUCUCUGUCUCAUUCUCUAUUUCUUGCAGACAGUAGCCGACCCGGCCCUUGUCUGCAGCUCAAGGUACUACACCUUCACUGUACUAUGUAAAUUCCCAGCCAACCUCAUCACCGUCUACCUCCGUACUAUUCAUCGUCAACAAGAUUGGCAGCACCUGCUUUGCACCUUAGAUCAAUAGAGCCGUCGGUACGUCGACUCUUUCUGCCUCUGCACACCUUACCUAAGUAGA